This is a messenger RNA of Solanum lycopersicum (tomato), 723 nucleotides long. NCBI's taxonomy places the organism in Eukaryota, Viridiplantae, Streptophyta, Magnoliopsida, Solanales, Solanaceae. The record is from RefSeq and is a predicted model, not a curated record.
AUGGAUACUGAAAUCGAGUCAAGGAAAAGGUUAGAGGCUGAAAUGGAUUGGAGGCGAAGAAUGGAAACUAAAAUUGAGUGCAAGCGUAGAAUGGAGACUGAGAUGGAAUGGAGGCAAAUCAGUGGUACAUUUUCUGUGACGAGGGCAACUUCCAUGCCGCCAAUGGAGACUCAAACAGAAUGGGGAAAAAUGAGUGAUCCAUUUUCUGUUAAUAGGACGGCUUCGUUGCCUCCAAUGGAGACUGGGAUGGACUGGAAGAAAGGAUGGACCUCCAGACAUAGAUGCGCGGGGACACGCAGAAGUUUUGGUUCAUCUGGAACUAGUUCUGAAACUCAACAACACCUACCUAAUCAAGUUGAUGGAACUUUCAUUGAAGGUGCAUCUAGUAGUUCUAAUGAGAUACCUCCAGUUAGUGGCACAUUGGAGCAAAUGCGGCAUCUGGUAUUAGCAGCCAUUGAAGCUACUAAUGAGCAAUCACCCCACUUUUCGGGAAAAGAGGGACUCAGAAAUUUCUUGCUCAAAAUGCCUGGUGUUUUCACUAAAGGUGAUGGACCAAAUGGAAAGAAGACUGAAGGAUUUUUAUACGCGUAUAAGAGGGGAGGAGAAGUGAAGAUUGUUUGUAUUUUUCAUGGUUAUUUUCUGACACCAACCGAAUUUGUUAAACAUGCUGGUGGAUGUGCUGUUGAAAACCCUUUAAGGCUUCUAACUGUCGAUCCUAAUUAA